This is a messenger RNA of Penicillium angulare, 1251 nucleotides long. RefSeq names its product aminotransferase class I/II-fold pyridoxal phosphate-dependent enzyme. The transcript has a single exon. Gene Ontology annotation, biological process: biosynthetic process. NCBI's taxonomy places the organism in Eukaryota, Fungi, Ascomycota, Eurotiomycetes, Eurotiales, Aspergillaceae. The record is from RefSeq and is a predicted model, not a curated record. Gene Ontology annotation, molecular function: transferase activity; pyridoxal phosphate binding. The coding region runs from base 1 to 1251 and encodes 416 amino acids.
AUGUCCAUGGGUCCACUACCCCAAAAGUCGCUUGCUGAGGCAUUGGCAAAUGCGUUAAAAUCUCGAGAGGCAAAAUCUGCACGUCGUAGGCUGACUAUCUUGCCUCAGGAAACAGUCGACUUUUCUUCUAAUGACUUUCUUUCUCUUUCUACCGCGUCUAUCUACCGGAAUCGGCUGCUGGCUCAUUUAAACAAGGCCCCAGAGUCCUUCCCAUUCUCAAGUGGCGGAUCACGGCUCCUGGAUGGUAAUUCGGCUUAUGCCGAGGAACUAGAACAAUUUGUGGCAGAGUUCCACCAUGCCCCCACUGCACUGUUGUUCAACUCGGGCUUUGAUGCAAAUAUUGGUGUCUUGUCAAGUAUUCCACAGCCAGGUGAUCUGGUUGUGUACGACGAGUAUAUUCAUGCUAGUAUACACGAAGGCAUACGUUUAUCCCGAGCAGGCAGACAGGCGAUGUUCUCACAUAGCUCUCCAAUUGACCUACGUAAAGUCCUGGAGAGCUCCAUUCAAAAUGAUAAGAAUAUUCAAGAUGGAACCCGGAACAUCUUUAUUGUGAUCGAGUCCAUUUACAGUAUGGAUGGCGAUAUUGCCCCAAUUAAGGAAUUCCUUGACAUUGUGGAUGAACUUUUGCCAUGUGGAAAUGGUUAUUUUAUUGUCGACGAGGCCCAUGCAACCGGUGUUUUUGGCCCAAGAGGUGCUGGUAUUGUGCAGGAGCUAGGAGUCCAAGAGCGCAUAUUCAUUCGGGUCCACACUUUUGGCAAGGCCUUAGCCAGCCAUGGUGCUGUGGUACUUUGUGGGCCAGAAGUGAGGGAAUAUCUGAUAAACUAUGCUCGCAGCUUGAUAUACACUACCGCCCUUGGAUUUCCAUUUUUAGCAGCCAUUAGAACUGCUUAUGAACUGUUAUCUUCGGGCGAGACUGAGUUACUACAAUGCCGCUUGCAAAGUUUGGUUACCUAUCUUCAUACUCGCCUCGCUUCUCUUCAGAUUCAUCCAUCUGUCAUGUUCGAAGUGGAUCAUUUCCCGGAAUCUGCUAUAUUUGCCCUCCGAACAUUUCAACCUCGGGAGCUGGCGAGCUUCUGCCAAAAAAUGGGGAUUGUUGUUCGUGCUAUUAUGGCUCCCACAGUUCCGAAAGGAAAAGAAAGGGUCCGGGUAUGUCUGCAUGCCGGCAAUACAGAAGAGGAGAUUGACAGCUUGGCAAGGGCAGUUCAGCACUGGUUAGACACAGUCUCCUCUAAAAGGGAUGCUCAUUUGUGA